Messenger RNA from Gadus macrocephalus (Pacific cod), 1401 nucleotides. RefSeq names its product solute carrier family 25 member 4 (gene slc25a4). Gene Ontology annotation, biological process: mitochondrial ADP transmembrane transport; mitochondrial ATP transmembrane transport. The transcript is spliced from 4 exons. The record is from RefSeq and is a predicted model, not a curated record. Bases 114 to 1010 code for a protein of 298 amino acids. NCBI's taxonomy places the organism in Eukaryota, Metazoa, Chordata, Actinopteri, Gadiformes, Gadidae. Gene Ontology annotation, molecular function: ATP:ADP antiporter activity. Gene Ontology annotation, cellular component: mitochondrial inner membrane.
AGGGGCGCCUCUUCCAUUUGGGGGUGCGUCAGAUUUCCUUGAGGGCCUUGGGAGGUACGCACCAUUAACGGUUUCAACGGUUGCUUAUCUCUGUACAACGAAGGAAAGGCACCAUGUCGGACGCAGUGGUUAGUUUCAUGAAGGAUUUCCUGGCUGGCGGAGUUGCAGCUGCGAUCUCCAAGACGGCUGUGGCUCCAAUUGAGCGAGUGAAGCUCCUGCUCCAGGUCCAGCAUGCCAGCAAGCAGAUCACGGUGGACAUGCAGUACAAGGGCAUCAUGGACUGCGUGCGGCGCAUCCCCAAGGAGCAGGGCUUCGUCUCCUUCUGGAGGGGCAACCUGGCCAACGUCAUCCGCUACUUCCCCACCCAGGCCCUCAACUUCGCCUUCAAGGACAAGUACAAGAAGGUCUUCCUGGGCGGCGUGGACCAGAAGACGCAGUUCUGGCGCUACUUCGCCGGCAACCUGGCGUCGGGCGGCGCGGCCGGCGCCACGUCCCUGUGCUUCGUGUACCCGCUGGACUUCGCCAGGACCCGGCUCGCCGCCGACAUCGGCAAGAGCGGCGCCGAGCGCGAGUUCACGGGUCUGGGGAACUGCCUCACCAAGGUGUUCAAGUCGGACGGCCUCAAGGGGCUGUACCUGGGCUUCAACGUGUCUGUGCAGGGCAUCAUCAUCUACAGAGCGGCCUACUUCGGCUGCUUUGACACAGCUAAAGGUAUGCUGCCUGACCCCAAGAACACACCCCUCGUCAUCACCUGGAUGAUCGCCCAGACGGUCACCGCAGCCGCCGGCAUCAUCUCAUACCCCUUCGACACUGUGCGGCGUCGCAUGAUGAUGCAGUCCGGUCGCAAAGGAGCUGACAUCAUGUACACGGGAACAAUGGACUGCUGGAGGAAGAUCAUCAAGGACGAGGGCGGCAAGGCCUUCUUCAAGGGGGCGUGGUCCAACGUGAUCAGGGGCAUGGGCGGGGCCUUCGUGUUGGUGCUGUACGACGAGAUCAAGAAGUACACUUAAAGACAUUCGACCCCUGCUUAUCCUCCCUCCCCCCACACCUCAAGGAAUCCCCCCCAACCCACACCAAGUUGAAAAUGUCUUAAUCCACGUGGUAGUUUGAGAACAUCCGAACACCCUAUGUCUGGUUCUCCCAACUGGUGAGUGGAGAGAGGUGUAUCAGAAUUCAGGUAAAACUCUUCGGAAACGUGGACACAUCCGUACAACGGUGUGCCAAAGGGAACACGCUUUCAGUCUUACAAUGAGAUCGAGACCGGUCGCACACUGAGGAGAGUUUGAGAUAUAUCUUGGUACAAAACAAUUAGUCCUCAUAUUUUCACUGUGAAGUUAACAUUGUUGCAUAUCACAUCAGCACUCGCAGCAUCUUUAUCUUUUAAUAAAAAAUGUAUUACUA